Molecule: messenger RNA, 1524 nt
Organism: Lactuca virosa
Lineage: Eukaryota; Viridiplantae; Streptophyta; Magnoliopsida; Asterales; Asteraceae
Source: the annotation of a GenBank genome assembly
GUUGGAAGAAAACCAAUGCACGUGACCUUCAGGGGCGUGUUUUGGAGAGUUUUUGGGCGACGAAGGAGAGGGGUUUGAAGUUCAGUGAAGACCCAGUGUUUAAUCGAAUACUCCAUGAAAUAAAGUUUGAUCUCAUAAGUUUGAUUCCUUGUUUACUGUUGGAAUUGGAAUCACUGACGUUGCUCUUGCUGGGGCGUACGUAAAGAUUCUUUUGAAUUGCAAAUGCUAAAGCUUUUUUCACGGUGGCGCCACGACUUCCAUAGCCACAACCGACCACAAAUCCUCCGUCACCUAACAAAAUCCCAUUUUGAAGACGACCCACCUUUUUCCCCAAUCCUAAAACCCCAAAAUCAGAAGAACAAGAAACUCAAAGAAGACGUAUCAAACAAGAAACCGCAAAACAAAUUCCCUAUAAAAUCAAAUCUACCCUUUGAUUUCAGGUACUCGUACUCUGAGACCAACCCUAGCCUCGAACCCAUUGGGUAUCGAGAAACCCCCAAAUUCUCUCCUUUUGGGCCGGGUCGACUUGACCGGAAAUGGACUGGAACAGUGGCUCCAUUGCAGCAGGCAGCCGACAUUGCCAAGGUUGAAGAAGAGAGGAAUGCGGUUCUUGGGAAUCCGUUAUCAGAGGAAGAAGUAUCUGAACUCGUUGAAAGAUAUCGACACAGUGAUUGCUCUCGCCAAAUCAAUUUGGGAAAGGGUGGGGUUACACACAACAUGAUUGAUGACAUCCAAAACCAUUGGAAGAAAGCCGAAGCUGUGAGGAUCAAAUGCUUAGGAGUCCCGACUCUUGAUAUGGACAAUGUCUGCUUCCACCUCGAGGAAAAAUCGGGUGGGAAGAUCAUAUACAGACAGAUUAACAUCUUGCUACUGUAUCGUGGACGAAAUUAUGAUCCCAAAAAUAGACCUGUUGUUCCUUUAAUGCUAUGGAAGCCAUAUCCACCAAUUUAUCCGAAGCUCAUAAAGAAUGUUGCUGAUGGCUUGACAUUUGAAGAAACAAAAGAAUUGAGAAACCGAGGACUUAACUCUCCUCCACUAAUGAAACUAACAAGAAAUGGUGUGUAUGCUAAUGUGGUUGAAAAAGUGAGAGAGGCUUUUGAAGUCGAACAAGUAGUGAAGCUCUGUUGUGCACAUGUGGGUAUGAGUGACUCCAAAAGGAUCGCUGUGAAGCUAAGGGAUCUGGUCCCUUGUGUGCCUAUAUUGUAUAAAGAUGAACAGAUCAUUCUAUGGAGUGGGAAGAAAGCCACAGAAAAUACUUUGAAUGAUUUACUUCAUAUUGUAUCUGAAAAAAAAAACGCACGCUUCCUCCCCUUUCUACCCUUAUACGCUGAUACACGCCUCCAAAACUACGCACCCACCUUCAGAUCGUCUCUCCCGUCUCCUCCCACCUUCGACCAUCUCCAGCACCGAUCACCUCCUCCCGUCGUCUACCUCCCUGAAAUCGACUCCCACCAUGACUUCCGACGCCAAGCUCGACAGCAUUGCCCUUUCUCCUCCCUUCCACCCAUUCUCCUACCUCUCUGA